GGCACACUUUUCCCCCUCAAAUCAUGCUCCCGCUCACCCCCUGCCUCCUAUCCCUCGUCCUCCUGGUCAGCCCGGCCCUUCUGACCCCAUCAGCAACAAGGAAGUUGCAACAGACAACAAAGCAUGAGCAGGACUCCAUUAAGGUAGUGAUCUCAGAAGGCUGUGCUACACAUGGAAAUUCGUCUGGUGGAGGAGAAGAAGGGAAGGAAAUUGCACUGGCUCCUGGUUCUCCAUUGGUCCUUACCCAUAAAAUUAAACUGGUUCCUUCCGGAUCUGAGUCUUGUGGCUGCGAGGCAGACUUUGCUGCCCUGAGAGAACGUCUGGAGAGGCUGGAGAGGGAGGUGUCCGACCUCCGGGAGAAAUGUGAUGCAGCUGGAGGAAGCUGCUGCACCUCUGAGAGCAAAGGUGCAGGCUGUUCCAUCAAACCAGGGACUGACGAGUGUCCCAAUGAGUGCAGUGAUCAGGGUCGCUGUGAGGACGGCAAGUGUGUCUGCUUUCCAGGUUAUAGUGGGCCGGACUGCAGCGAGUCCAGCUGCCCAGAGAACUGCAGUGACAAAGGAAAGUGUGUGAACGGCCGGUGUGAGUGUGAUCCAGGAUUCACCGGUCCCGAUUGUUCCCAGACCUCAUGCCCUGACAAUUGCAGCAACAAGGGCAGGUGUGUGAACGGCAGGUGUGAGUGUGACAGUGGCUUUACUGGUCCUAGUUGUGCAGACAAGUCCUGCCCUGGAAACUGCAACAGAAGGGGGCGCUGCGUCAAUGGACAGUGCGUAUGCAAUCCUGGAUUCACCGGUCCAGAUUGCUCCAAAAAGGCUUGUCCCAAUGACUGUAACAACCGUGGUAGAUGUGAAAAUGGUAAAUGUGUGUGUGACGGUGGGUUUACUGGUGCAGACUGCUCAGAGAUUGCCUGUCCUGGAAACUGCAACAACAGGGGGCGCUGCGUUAAUGGACAGUGUGUGUGCAAUCCCGGAUUCACCGGCACAGAUUGCUCUAAAAAGGCUUGUCCUGAUGACUGCAACAACCGUGGGAGAUGUGUAAAUGGUAAAUGCGUGUGUGACGGUGGGUUUACUGGUGCAGAUUGCUCAGAGAUUGCCUGUCCUGGAAACUGCAACAACAGGGGGCGCUGCGUCAAUGGACAGUGUGUGUGCAAUCCCGGAUUCACCGGUCCAGAUUGCUCCAAAAAGGCUUGUCCUGAUGACUGCAGCAACCAUGGCAGAUGUGUAAAUGGUAAAUGCGUGUGUGACGGUGGGUUUACUGGUGCAGAUUGCUCAGAGAUUGCCUGUCCUGGAAACUGCAACAACAGGGGGCGCUGCGUCAAUGGACAGUGUGUGUGCAAUCCCGGAUUCACCGGUCCAGAUUGCUCCAAAAAGGCUUGUCCUGAUGACUGCAGCAACCAUGGCAGAUGUGUAAAUGGUAAAUGCGUGUGUGACGGUGGGUUUACUGGUGCAGAUUGCUCAGAGAUUGCCUGUCCUGGAAACUGCAACAACAGGGGGCGCUGCGUCAAUGGACAGUGUGUGUGCAAUCCCGGAUUCACCGGUCCAGAUUGCUCCAAAAAGGCUUGUCCUGAUGACUGCAGCAACCAUGGCAGAUGUGUAAAUGGUAAAUGCGUGUGUGACGGUGGGUUUACUGGUGCAGACUGCUCAGAGAUUGCCUGUCCUGGAAACUGCAACAACAAGGGGCGCUGCGUCAAUGGACAGUGUGUGUGCAAUCCCGGAUUCACCGGUCCAGAUUGCUCCAGAAAGGCUUGUCCUGAUGACUGCAACAACCGUGGGAGAUGUGUAAAUGGUAAAUGCGUGUGUGAUGGUGGGUUUACUGGUGCAGACUGCUCAGAGAUUGCCUGUCCUGGAAACUGCAACAACAGAGGCCGAUGUGUCAAUGGACAAUGCAUUUGUGAAGAUGGAUUCACUGGGGAGGAUUGCUCAGAAAGAACCUGCCCCAAUGACUGCAGUGAUCAAGGGCGGUGUGUGAACGGCAGGUGUGAGUGCAACUCUGGAUUCACUGGUGAGGACUGCUCCCAAAACUCUUGCCCUGACAACUGCAACAACAGAGGCCAGUGUGUUGACGGGAAAUGCGUGUGCAGGGAAGGUUUCACUGGGCAGGAUUGCUCGGAAAUAGCUUGUCCCGACAACUGCAGCAACAACGGGAAGUGUGUGAACGGGAAGUGCGUUUGCUCAGUGGGCUUUGGCGGGCCAAACUGCGCUACCCAAGUCUGCCCGAACAACUGCAGCAACAGGGGGCGCUGCAUGAGAGGGAGGUGCGUGUGCCGACGUGGGUUCACCGGGAAGGACUGCAGCCAGUGUCAGGAGGGCAUGACGGGACCGGACUGUGAUAUGGCCAUGUCGGGCGUCUCUCAGCUGAGAGCUCAGAACAUCACAGACACUUCAGUCACUCUGGUUUGGACUCCACCUUCUGUCCAGUAUGAGACCUACUACAUCACCUUCACCAGCCAGAAAGAAGGUGACCAGCAGAUAACCUUGCAGGUGGAAGGACAUCUGACCACCUUUAUUCAGACUGGGCUGGCUGCUGGUCAGAAGUACAGCGUCACCAUCGUUGGAGAGCUCAACGGCAGACGGGGAACUGAGAGCAUGACUGAAUUUAUGACGCUCAUUUCUGGUCCAACCAAUCUUCGAGUUGUCAAGACGACCUCCACCACAGCUGUGGUACAGUGGGAGCCCUCCCAGGGGGACAUUGAUCGAUACCGUUUGACCAUUAGCCCACGCGAGGGUGCGGGGAGGACUCGAGAAAUGACCGUAGGCCCUGGAGAAAAUUCUGCUCACAUUCAGCAGCUGGAGGCGGGGCGUAUGUAUGACAUCAUACUGGUGGCAGAGAAGGGCCUGAGCCGAAGCCAACCAGCAACCACCCAGGCGGUUCCUGGCAAGACAAUACCCGGGAUGACAAGAGAGGCUUUGGCCUUGCAGGUCUCUCAAGCAGCUGAAGAAGAUGUUAGGAGCAUGGACCAGGAACUGAAUCCGUCUUCUAAGGAGCAGGUUUUUGACCAGCAGACUAAAUCUAAAGAAAGGGAUGAAGCUGAUUCCGUGAGAGUCAAAGGUUCCAGUGACCCAAACUUACUUUAUUCCUCCACUGUGAUAGCCAGAACAAAGCCUUUACCUAGUCAAAUUCUGACAAGAAACGUCACCCGACCCAAAGAUCUUGCACAGCCUACGGUUUUAAGGCCACGGUUUCCAAAUCGGUUUCGUUACAAUGGCACAAGAGGUGUGCCUGGAGGGCAAAAAGUUGUCUCUGGACAUCCGAUAAAGCCACCAGAACAUGUUAAACCAGGUUUUGCCAGGGUCAAAGACUCUGAUGGAGACAAAAGUUUGGAUCCACCAAUUCCUGGCUGGAGGGAUGGCACACACCCAGCCGUAAUUCCUGCAAAUGAAUCAGAACGUCAAAAACCAGAGGAACCAAGGUCUCCGCUUGGCCCAAAUGUACAGCCACAAAGUGCCAUUGCUGAGGUUAGAAAUGACACAGGGGUCUUCCAAAACCAAGAGAAGAAGUGUGUAAAUAGGAUGACGGUGAAACACCUCAGAUUACCCCUGAAGGACAAGCUCAGUGGGUGUAGAGAGAAUGGGGAGGGGCUAAGAGAAAACUCAACAACCACAGAUCUGAAGUCUGCCUCCCUACAAACAGGAAGUGACCAAGACACUACUCCAGAUGCUUUACACCAACUAAUUAGAAAUACUUUUGACAGAAUGAAUAUCACUACUAUAUCUGUUCAUUUAUCCAAACCACUGAACCUCUCAGCUGAUGCAGAAACAGUGAGCAAGCAGAUUAUCGGUGGAAUGAAGCCAUUUUCUUCGUUGUCUUCUGUAUCCUAUUCACAACCAUCAUUGGACUCAGUAAAUACUAAAUCUGCAUCACAAACUAAUUUACUUUUAUCAUCUUCAUCUCAAUCAUCUUCCCCUUCCUCACCAUUAUCCCUGUCAUCAUUACCACCAUCAUUAUCCUCCUCCAACUCAGAUGAAUUUAAUUCGACUGGGAGCGAUGAGAUGAGUGUCGCCCAAACCAAAACUGCAACUGCCCCUGUGUCCCCUGAAAAUAGAAAAGUACCAGCCUCAGAAGGAGGGGCUUUUACACCCCAGCGCCGCAUUCCUCAUCGUGGGUACAACCGUCACCCACCUAGAAACUUCAGGAUACCUCCAAAAAAAACCCAACAAAUACUAAGAGCUCCCCAGGACUCUAGGUUGAACCAAACAAAAGAAGAAUCAUUGCCCUCAUCCUCUCCACCAGUUGAAUUGGAUUCACUGGCGAAGAAUACGAUGACAAACAAAGGUUUAACAGCAAGACUUGGAUCUUCUGGAUCUGAACAUACCCCGACAGAAAGGAGAAGGUUUCCUGUUCACCGUCCACCACCAAGGAGAAUUCAACCCAAUCAGUCUUUCACAAGAAGUCAGAAUCAACCAUCUACAAGCACUAGAGUUUCAUCUCCCCAAGAGACUUCUAACCCCAAAGAUCCCUCACCCUAUGACCCUGAGCCAUCAAGAGAGGACAGGAAAGUUGGAACAAGGAAACCCGACUUUUCAACUGCAUUUAAUCACACCACAAGAGGAAAUGGUGUCCCUUUAUCCCGCCCUCCUAACUUUAAUCGCCCACAAAACAGAACAAACAUGAGAGUUUCUCUAAACAGACGACCUUUGCCCAGGUUUCUACCAACCAAAAUACCAAGCAGUAGCAGGACCGUUACCGGAAGACAAGAUAGUGAGCUGGGAAAGCAUAGCACUCCUGACAACCAAGCAGGGGAGCAGAGUCUUAACACCUAUGGAUCCCAAAAGACUCAGUCAGGAGAAAAAGACAUAGUUCCAACUUUUGACAAUGUUCAGAUAGACAGGGACAGCACAAACACUAGAGCAAAAACUCAUGAAGCAGGAAGGGAAGACGAUGCACUGAUUGAUACCGAAAAAACUUCUGAGUCUUAUGUCCACGAAGAGAUAUCCAACACUGGCAGAGGAGUUGGUGAGAAAUACAAAGGUAUCGCCUCUCAUCCAACAAAUGACUCAGCAAAAACUGUACUUGACACUGAAUCUGAAAGGAGAGAAGAUUCCACUUCAGCUGGAGAACCUCUGGAGUUUGUCAGAGCGACAAACCGAACCUCAGAUGGAUUCACGGUCACAUGGGAUGCCCCAGAGGGGAAGUAUGAAGAAUUUGUUGUGAGCUCAACAGAGGCUGAAAAAGCGGAACAAUCACCAAGGAAGGAAGAUCCUUCGACUCAAGAACCCAAAAAUGGACUUAUUGUAGAUGACAACAACAUUGGUCAAGUGACAAAAAUCCUGAGCAGCAAUGGAGCCAAACCAACAGAAAGUAGAACGGUGCUGCCUGGAUCCGCUCGAUUGCACCAGUUCAAGGAUCUGCCUUCACAGACUGAAUACACCGUGACCUUGCUAGGAAUGGGUUCCGGCCUUCUGUCCAGUCUGCACAAGCUUGUCAUCAGUACAGGCCCAGAGCCUCCAACCAACAUAGCCUUCAGUAAGGUGACGGAAAACUCUCUGACGGUGUCGUGGACCAAACCCAGGAGUUCUGUUAGUGGGUUUAAAGUCACUUAUACUCACGCAGAUGAGGUGUUCCUGAUAGGUGAGCCGGUCUCAGUGACAUUGGACUCAGGUGACUCCUCCCUUGCCCUAUCUCGACUCUCCCCCGGAUCCACCUAUGAGGUCACCAUCAUCUCCACUCUUGGCUUAGACGAGAGCGACCCCAUCAGAGAUUCUGUCAUGACCCUUCCGGACCCCCCCACAGACCUGCGUGCCAUAAAUGUCACCGACUCCACAGCCUUGUUGUUAUGGCGUCCAGCCCUUGCUGCCGUCAACAAGUACGCCAUUGUUUAUGGCUCAGAAACAGAUUCUCCGGUGCGAGUCAUGGUUUCUGGAAAUGCUGCAGAGCAGCAGCUCAGCGCUCUGCAGGAAUCCACCACCUACACUGUCACCAUAACCAGCCAGCUGGGCAGCCUGGAGAGUUCUGCAGCCACCGCCAGCUUCACCACCACCAGUGUGGGUUCAGGGAGGGAUGCUGAUGGACCACGAGACCUCCUUGCCAACAACGUGACCCCUCGCACGGCGACGUUGUCAUGGAAACCACCAUCAAACCCUGUGCAGAGCUACUUACUGACCUAUCAGACUGAAGGGCAGGACAUAAAGGAGGUGAUUGUGCACGGCUCAGUGACCCAGUACAACCUGACCCGGCUACAUCCGGGCGCUCUGUACUCAGUAGAGCUAAUCGCAAUAAGAGGAGAACACAGACCCUCCAUCUCCACCAAGUUCAAGACCGGCACCCUGAGGUUCCCCUUCCCCACCGACUGUACACAGGAGUUGCUGAACGGCAUCCGCACUUCAGGAGAGGUGGAGAUCUUCCCUCAGGGGAAGCUCGGAACGCCGAUGAUGGUUUACUGCGACAUGGAGACAGAUGGCGGAGGCUGGAUUGUCUUCCAGAGGAGAAAAGAUGGUUCAGAGGAUUUCUACAGAGGCUGGAAGGACUACGUGAAAGGAUUUGGAGAUCUGAGUAGAGAGUUCUGGCUCGGUCUUGAAAAAAUCCACAACCUGUCAACGAUGGCCAAGAUGAUCCUCCGUGUGGACCUGAGGGACGGAGGCGAGUCUGUGUUUGCAAAGUACUCCACGUUCGAGGUGGCCAAGCGGAGCUACCCGCUAAAGGUGGAGGGAUACAGCGGCACAGCAGGUGACUCUAUGAGUUACCACAACGGUCAAAGAUUCUCCACCAAAGAUCGCUACCCGCCGACCUUCAUCACCAGCUGCCCCAUGUCCUACAGAGGAGGCUGGUGGUACAAGAACUGCCACGAAGCCAACCUGAACGGCCUCUACGGCUUCGACUUCAAACACCAGGGCAUCAUCUGGACCUCGUGGAAAGGAACGGACCAUUCCAUCCAGUUCACUGAGAUGAAGAUGAGACCGGCGGCCUUCAGACCUCCAGCCACAAAAUGAAGCUGAGGACAACAAUGAACUGCUAAACACUCGCUUAGACAGCGGAGUGUCCAUCCGUAUGCACACAAACAGAUUUUAAAGAGGAGAUCAAAUGAGGAGAGAUGAAGAGUUUUGGGGUUUUUUCAUAUGUAUAAAGUCAGUUAUAGUGUAUUAUUGUGCAGAUUAUUUCUCUUUUGCAAAAUGUGGAGUUUAAAUUUCGGCAGCUCUGAUGUACUUUAUCUAAAAAUCUUUUGCUUAAUCUUCUCUGUCAGACAUUUUUCUUUUUAAAAUAUGUAAUAGAUAUUUUAUAACAACAGCAAUUCAUAUUUUUUAUCAUAUCUCCUGUUAUUUCAACAUCUCAGACAUUUGUGUCGAUAAUUGAACCAAAAGGCAAAAAAAUGUAGAAAACAAAUAUCCAAAACUGCAUUUUCUGCUUUUUUUCUUAAAGUUUCUGUAAGUCAAACUAUAUUUAAGACUUAGAGGAGACGAGCAUUAACUUUA
Oryzias melastigma (Indian medaka) is the source of this 7403-nucleotide messenger RNA. RefSeq names its product tenascin-X. The coding region runs from base 24 to 6923 and encodes 2299 amino acids. The record is from RefSeq and is a predicted model, not a curated record. Gene Ontology annotation, molecular function: protein binding. Lineage: Eukaryota; Metazoa; Chordata; Actinopteri; Beloniformes; Adrianichthyidae. The transcript has 19 exons.